CACACCGAAAAGAAGGCAGCUUAGAGAAAGAAGGCAGGGCUUUCCCAGGAACUGCUCCUCCUGUAGUUUACCCGUUCGAGCUACUGGCGACAACACCGGUUUCCCGCAGUGGCUCAAGCAGGGUCUCAACAUGGCGAGCGUGGGUAUGACCUUCGAGAGGGUUGAGGAGAUGGCGCAAGAGCUGGCCGUGUUCCGCGAUCAGAAUCGUGCUACGGCAACCAGUAAUAGAGCGGUACCCCACGAGGAAGUUGAGCGCACGGCAGUCUUCCUGGACGCGUACUCAAACAUGCUGCAAUAUCAACGGAUCAAGGUCGUGAACCAGUACCAAGCUGACUACGACCUCUUGGCCUACUCUAUGAGACGCGAUCAUAGCAAGCUCGUCAUCGAUCAUGUCACUCCCGUGAAGCUUGAGCAGCCGCGGAUAUCGGGAGACGUCCGAAGUUACCUGGCUGAUGCAGCGGACGCGAAGCGCAUAUUGGAUGCCGAGGUGCUCGCGGUGGUGGAGGCGGAGCGUGCCGCGGGCGGGGAGUUGCGCCAAGUGAAGGCGCCUUCCUUCGUGGAGGCCCCGCUCAAGUCAGAGGAGAGCACGCUGCGGAAGGCGAGCAUGCCUUGGGCUGGCAAUGACCUUCGGCUGGUAACCGACAUGGCCAGAGUUUCCGUCCUGUGCUACUCGUCAGAAGACCUUCAGAAGAUGUGCCAACAUCUUCGCGAGCGCUUCAAGGCCCUUGGCUUUGCUGUGCCGAGGGUAGCCAACGGCUUUCGCAGCAGCUUCACCCCGGGUGGAUAUCGUGAUGUCAAAAUGAACGUAGCGGUUCGCCUGGAGAGCGGUUCAGAGCAUCUGUGCGAGGUGCAGUUGCAUCUGGAACAGUUUUUCGUCCUCAAGGACGCGUCUCACAAGGUGUACGAAUGGGCGCGAGGCCUGCGUGUCACGUGCAACAUGUCGGCUACACACCUGUUCGAAAACGUUAGCCCACAGGUGUUGAAGGCAAUGAUCGAGAUAGCGGAGAACAACCGCGCUUACGCCAACGCCCUGCCUGAGCUGAUGCGGUACGCUGGGUACCCGCUCAAGGUCGCGCAGAUCCAUCGGGAGGCAGUAGCAGAAGCGACCCGGGUUUACAACAGGGACGCUGUGAACCCUACCUCUGACGCAAGCCGACGCGCGGGGAUUCGACUGGCCAACGCCUCAUCCUCUUUGGCGGAGUCGCUUCUGGACCAGGUGGCCAGAACGCUCAUUACACUUGCGCUGGUGCUGAAAACCCAGGCUGCACUUGGGCCCAACCACCCAAUGGUGUCAUCCGCGAGGAACAAUAUGGGCUGCAUGCUACUGGAUGAGGUGCGGGGAGAGUAG
This is a messenger RNA of Ectocarpus sp. CCAP 1310/34, 1348 nucleotides long. The record is from the annotation of a GenBank genome assembly. NCBI's taxonomy places the organism in Eukaryota, Phaeophyceae, Ectocarpales, Ectocarpaceae.